This is a messenger RNA of Racocetra persica, 519 nucleotides long. NCBI's taxonomy places the organism in Eukaryota, Fungi, Glomeromycota, Glomeromycetes, Diversisporales, Gigasporaceae. The record is from the annotation of a GenBank genome assembly.
AUUUCAGAUCAAUGUAAACAUUCAUCAUAUGCAUUUUGGUCAUGGGAAAAUUUAAGUCGUCAAUUAUCUCCAUCAUCUUGUCCUACAAAUUUAACUAAUUUAACCUCAUCCAAUGCGAAGCAACCAUAUCUUUACCAACAACAAUACUCGUCUUCAAAAUACUACUAUGUUGUUUUCUAUGAAGAUUAUCAAUCGUUAAAUAUUAAACUCGACUAUAUAAAAAUUACAAAUUUAGCGGGAAUUGCGAUUACAGACAUCACCAAAGAUUCGAAAGAUUUACAAUUGACGAAUUUUAUUUUGGGAAUUCCACCAGAUAACCCUUCACAAUCUUCGCCCAAUACAGGCGUAAUAGUGGGUUGUAUAAUAGGCUCCAUUGUUUUUGUUAGCGCAUUAGUAGCUGUUGGCAUCAUAUUGUAUCGAAGAAGACACGGAACAAACUUGUCUAAUUCACUUAAAGAUACAAAUAAUCAGGCUUACUCCGAUAUAAAUCCUCAGCUUUAUUCGGGUAUAAAUCGUCAG